AUGGCUCCGUCAAAAUUGAAAGAAUUAAAGAAGCAGUUAGAAGAGCUAUUGGAUAAAGGGUUCAUCCGGCCUAGUAUUUCACCAUGGGGAGCAUCAGUAUUAUUCGUAAAGAAGAAGGAUGGGAGUAUGAGAUUAUGUGUUGAUUAUAGACAACUAAACCGAAUCAUAUUCAAGAACAAGUAUCCUCUGCCACGGAUUGACGAUCUGCUUGAUCAGCUAAAAGGUGCCACUUUGUUCUCUAAAAUUGAUUUGAGGUCAGGGUAUUGGCAACUACAGAUUGAGGAAGAGUCGAUCCCAAAGACUGCUUUCACGACCAGGUAUGACCACUAUGAAUUUGUUGUUCUGCCAUUUAGGUUGACCAAUGCCCCUGCAGCUUUCAUGUCUCUGAUGAACAAGAUGCUACAACCAUUCCUUGAUCAAUUUGUGAUUGUGUUUAUUGAUGAUAUUUUGAUAUAUUCGAGUAAUCACAAGGAACAUGAACAACAUUUACGAACAAUUUUACAGAUCUUGAGAGAGAAACAGUUGUACGUAAAUUCAGCAAAUAAUUUUGAGAAGUUGAAGAAGAGACUCACCUCAGCACCUAUCCUUGCUUUGCCUUCGGAAGAUGGAGGAUAUGUGGUAUUUACUGACGCUUCACGACAAGGACUUGGUUGUGUUUUGAUGCAGCAUGGGAGAGUUAUAGCUUAUGCUUCGAAGCAGUUGAGGCCACAUGAAAUGAACUAUCUGACCCAUGAUCUGGAGUUAACAGCCAUAGUACAUGCAUUAAAGAUUUGGAGGCAUUACUUAUACGGGGAGACGUUUCAAAUAUUUACAGAUCAUAAAAGUCUAAAGUAUAUCCCAACACAGAAAGAGUUGAAUUUGAGGCAAAGAAGGUGGAUAGAGCUUUUGAAGGAUUAUGACUGCACCAUUGACUAUCAUCCCGAAAAGGCAAAUAUUGUAGUAGAUGCUUUGAGUAGAAAUACAGUGGACCAACUUGCGAGUAUGAUCUGCUAUAACAUCGAGUAUUUGACUGCCCUUAGAGCUAUGGAUGUACACUUUAGCAUUGGUGGUGAUAUUCUACUGGCUACGAUACAAGUGAAGCCCUCCCUCAAGGAUAAAAUUAAAGAUGCACAGGCUAGAGAUCCAAAUCUGCAGAAGAUGAAAGCUAAGGUGCAAAAAGAAAAAAGCGAUCAAUUUAUAAUCUAA
Molecule: messenger RNA, 1185 nt
Organism: Sesamum indicum (sesame)
Lineage: Eukaryota; Viridiplantae; Streptophyta; Magnoliopsida; Lamiales; Pedaliaceae
Source: RefSeq, a predicted model, not a curated record